AUGUGGAUUCGGAAUGGGGAGGGAAGAAGCAUGUCCCGUCUGUCUCUGACACGGUCCCCGGUUUCUCCUCUGGCUGCGCAAGGCAUCCCCCUCCCGGCUCAGCUCACCAAGUCGAACGCUCCCGUGCACAUCGAUGUAGGAGGACACAUGUACACCAGCAGCCUGGCUACCCUGACAAAGUACCCGGACUCCCGAAUAAGCCGUCUGUUUAAUGGCACAGAGCCUAUUGUCUUGGACAGUUUAAAACAACAUUAUUUCAUUGAUCGAGAUGGUGAAAUUUUCAGAUAUAUAUUAAGCUUCCUAAGGACAUCUAAGCUACUGCUCCCAGAUGACUUUAAGGACUUUAGUCUUUUAUAUGAAGAAGCAAAGUAUUACCAGUUGCAGCCAAUGAUUAAGGAACUGGAGCGAUGGAAACAAGAGAAGGAACAGAGGAAACAUUUCCAGCCUUGUGACUGCUUGGUCGUAAGAGUGACCCCGGAUCUGGGGGAAAGAAUUGCGCUGAGUGGGGAGAAAGCCUUGAUAGAAGAAAUCUUCCCCGAGACCGGGGACGUCAUGUGCAACUCCGUCAACGCAGGCUGGAACCAGGACCCUACCCACGUUAUUAGGUUCCCUUUGAAUGGCUACUGCCGGUUGAAUUCAGUGCAGGUGCUCGAAAGAUUAUUUCAGAAGGGAUUUACUGUGGCAGCUUCGUGUGGCGGUGGGGUGGAUUCCUCUCAGUUCAGUGAAUACGUGCUGUGUCGCGAAGACAGACGAGCACAACCGACCCCAACAAUCAGAAUAAAACAGGAGCACCUGGACUAGACCCUGCCCGUACCCCUCUGCAACCGUAGAAGUGUUUAAUAGUCCCUUAUGUGAAACACUAAGGAUUUGCAAAACAGUAUUAGCAAAUGGAUUUUGACUUUAUGUUGCCGAUUAGUGGUAUUCCGAAACUACCUGUCACACAGCCAGCCAUGAAAUGCAUUUGAGAAACCAGUCGUCCAUUUUUCACGAUGAAAUCCCUGCGCCGGCUCUGUGCACCAGGCCUGCGGGGAGCGGACUCCGGGCCGCACAGCCGCGGCGGUGAACCAGGCGAAGCGGUGUCAGCCCCUGGCCCUCGACUGGCCUUCCGCAGAAAGACCAGUUCCCCCAGCUGGGACAGAGCAGCGGG
Molecule: messenger RNA, 1147 nt
Organism: Opisthocomus hoazin
Lineage: Eukaryota; Metazoa; Chordata; Aves; Opisthocomiformes; Opisthocomidae
Gene: KCTD15
Product: potassium channel tetramerization domain containing 15
Biological process (GO): protein homooligomerization
Molecular function (GO): protein binding
Source: RefSeq, a predicted model, not a curated record